AUGGCCCUUGAGUCAAUUACUGGGCAGGCUGAUGAUAAUGAUGAUAUAUGGCUUGUUACAUGUGUACAGCAGGAAGCCAGGAGAUCAGUAAUGGCAGUGAGGCAGGGGGGAGGUCAGGGCUCUAUUAUAAAAGUAAACUUUGGAGACCAACAAUCUGUCGAUACCUAUAGGGUACGAGAAACCCACCAUUACCAGAUUCUUCCUAUAAUUCCCAAUAACUGGUACUACGGAGGGUCUGUACAUAGCCUUCCCGUUCCAGGAACACCUUCAUAUUCUUUCAUUCUUAUUUAUACUGAAAAUACCUCCUGGUAACAUUGAUAAUCUGAUACACACCUUUAGAAUCUGCACCUUUACCCCGAGAAUCUAUCUAUUCACCAAGAGAAUCAAUCUAUUCACCCCAAGAAUCUAUCUAUUCACACCAAGAAUCUAUCUAUUCACCCAGAGAAUCUAUCUAUUCACACUGAGAUUGUACCUAUUUACACCGAGAUUGUACCUAUUAACACUGAAAAUUUACCUAGUCACACCGAGAUUGUACCUUUUCCCACCGAGAAUCUACCUAUUCACACGGAGAAUGUACCUAUUCACAUUGAAAUUGUACCUUUUCCCACGAGAACCUACUUAUUCAUACCGGGAAUGUACCUAUUCACACGGAGAAUGUACCUAUUCAAACCGAGAAUCUACCUAUUCACACCAAGAUUAUACCUAUUCACACGGAGAAUGUACCUAUUCACAUCGAAGUUGUACCUUUUCCCACCAAGAACCUACCUAUUCAUACCAGGAAUGUACCUAUUCACACAGAGAAUGUACCUAUUCAUACGGAGAAUGUACCUAUUCACACUGAGAUUGUAUCUAUUCAUACAGAGAAUUUACCUAUUAAUAUGGAGAAUGUACCUAUUCACACUGAGAAUGUACCUAUUCACACCGAGAAUGUACCUAUUCAUACAGGCAAUGUACCUCUUCACACUGAGAUUGUAUCUAUUCAUACGGAGAACGUACCUAUUCACACAGAGAUUGUACCUAUUCACACUGAGAAUGUACCUAUUCCCACAGAGAAUGUACCUAUUCACACGGAGAAUGUACCUAUUCACACAGAGAAUGUACCUAUUCACACGGAGAAUGUACCUAUUCACACAGAGAAUGUACCUAUUCACACUGUGAAUGUGCCUAUUCACACAGAGAAUGUACCUAUUCACACUGUGAAUGUGCCUAUUCACACAGAGAAUGUUCCUAUUCACACUGAGAAUGUGCCUAUUCAUACGGAGAAUGUUCCUAUUCACACUGAGAUAGUAUCUAUUCACACGGAGAACGUACCUAUUCACACAGAGAUUGUACCUAUUCACACUGAGAAUGUACCUAUUCACACAGAGAAUGUACCUAUUCACACAGAGAAUGUACCUAUUCACACUGUGAAUGUGCCUAUUCACACAGAGAAUGUACCUAUUCACACUGUGAAUGUGCCUAUUCACACAGAGAAUGUUCCUAUUCACACUGAGAAUGUGCCUAUUCAUACGGAGAAUGUUCCUAUUCACACUGAGAUAGUAUCUAUUCACACGGAGAACGUACCUAUUCACACAGAGAUUGUACCUAUUCACACUGAGAAUGUACCUAUUCACACAGAGAAUGUACCUAUUCACACAGAGAAUGUACCUAUUCACACAGAGAAUGUACCUAUUCACACUGUGAAUGUGCCUAUUCACACAGAGAAUGUACCUAUUCACACGGAGAAUGUACCUAUUCACACUGUGAAUGUGCCUAUUCACACUGUGAAUGUGCCUAUUCACACUGUGAAUGUGCCUAUUCACACUGUGAAUGUGCCUAUUCACACAGAGAAUGUACCCUAUUCACACUGUGAAUGUGCCUAUUCACACAGAGAAUGUUCCUAUUCACACUGA
This is a messenger RNA of Pelobates cultripes (western spadefoot toad), 1892 nucleotides long. Lineage: Eukaryota; Metazoa; Chordata; Amphibia; Anura; Pelobatidae. The record is from the annotation of a GenBank genome assembly.